GCUCAGCUGAAAUGAUAGAGCCUUGCUUCCGCAGCUUGCAGGUCAUUUCUUCCUCCUGGAGGGGAAGUCUUUCUGGUUAAGGUUUGCCACCCUGAAGGAAGAGUAGUCUGUAACUCUCCCUGCAGAACCUUAACUCUCUGGUGAGGUGCAGAUCUCUCACAGCAUACCUGAAGUCAACAAUGUUUUCCAAGCUCACCCGCCCGCAGAGCCUCGCUGUUCUGUGCCGAGGUGUUCAUGCUUCGCUGAGUUCUGCUACCUCAGUUGCUACCAAAAAAACAGUUCAAGGACCUCCGUCCUCUGAUUACAUUUUUGAACGUGAGGCUAAAUAUGGGGCCCACAAUUACCACCCGCUGCCUGUGGCUCUGGAGAAGGGAAAAGGUGUUUAUGUGUGGGAUGUUGAAGGCAGAAAGUAUUUUGACUUUCUAAGCGCUUACAGUGCUGUUAAUCAAGGCCACUGUCACCCAAAGAUCGUGAGUGCUCUGAAAGCUCAGUCUGAAAAACUGACCCUUACCUCUAGAGCAUUUUACAACGAUGUGCUUGGUGAAUAUGAGGAGUUUGUCACCAAAAUGUUCAAUUAUAACAAAGUUCUUCCAAUGAACACAGGAGUGGAAGCUGGAGAAACUGCCUGUAAGUUGGCUCGGAAGUGGGCAUAUGUUGUAAAGGGCAUUCCGAAAUACAAAGCAAAAAUUAUUUUUGCAGCUGGCAACUUCUGGGGAAGAACAAUGUCUGCUAUCUCCAGUUCUACAGACCCAUCGAGUUAUGAUGGAUUUGGACCCUUUAUGCCAGGUUUCGAAGUGAUCCCAUACAAUGACCUACCAGCUCUUGAGCGGGCACUUCAAGAUCCCAACGUAGCGGCUUUCAUGGUUGAACCAAUUCAAGGUGAAGCAGGCGUGGUUGUUCCUGACAAAGGUUAUCUCACGGGAGUGCGGGACCUCUGCACAAAGCACAACGUUCUGUUUAUUGCCGAUGAAAUACAGACAGGUUUAGCCAGAACAGGAAAAAUGCUAGCUGUUGACCAUGAAAAUGUGAGACCUGAUAUAAUUCUUCUUGGAAAGGCCCUUUCUGGUGGCUUAUAUCCUGUCUCAGCAGUGCUGUGUGAUGAUGAAGUUAUGCUGACCAUUAAGCCUGGUGAACACGGAUCUACAUAUGGAGGAAAUCCGUUAGCCUGUCGUGUUGCAAUAGCAGCUCUGGAGGUAAUUGAAGAGGAAGGCUUGGCUAAAAAUGCAGAAAGAAUGGGUAACAUAUUAAGAAAUGAGCUCAUGAAGACACCAUCUGAUAUUGUGACUUGUGUCAGAGGAAAAGGACUGCUCAAUGCAAUUGUAAUCCGGGAAACCAAAGACUACGAUGCCUGGAAGGUGUGUCUGCGGCUUCGCGAUAACGGACUUCUUGCCAAACCUACCCACGGUGAUAUCAUCCGUCUGGCACCGCCUCUGGUGAUUAAGGAGGAUGAAAUCAGAGAGUGCAUCGAAAUAAUUCAUAAGACCAUUCUGUCUUUCUGAAAAUGUGGCUUUUAAAGAGUAUCUGCUGACUGACCCGAGCUGGUGUGUUGUUAUAUGUGCGAUGAAGCCUGCACGUGAAGCAAGCAUCUUUAAUUCCUUUUAUCUAAGAGGACUUAAGUCUUUAAAAACAGGAAAAAAAAAGAAAAAAAAAAAAGCUAUGUCUUUUAUUUUCUUCAGAGCCAUUAUAAUUUAAUAAUGAUUUUAAAGAGCUUCCAAUCUUGGAAUACGUGGAGAUGAAGUGAUGAGGUUCUGUUCAUCUAGUCGAAACUUAACCAAACUGAGUCAGAGUGUUUGAGGGGGGCACAUCUGUACAAAUCUGCUUAAUUAUUGAAAGUCUUGGCCAAAGUUUAGAGUAUAACUUAUAUACAUAUAUAUAUAUAUAUAUAUUUAGUAAGGGUGCUCUUGAGCUUUCAGAACUCUCCCAGGCAUCACAUUUGGUAUUUUUGCCUCUUGGUGAGAUGCUUGUAGUGGGGAAGCGCUUGCCAUUAUGGUAGAAUUUCUGUUUUUCAUUUACAGAUAGAAAAAAAAACAAUGCUGAAGAUUUCACAAACUGGGUGUUGUGCUGGUGAUCUUGACAAGCAUCAGGCUGUGUUCCGUGUGUAAAGCAUUUUGGUUUUAUAACUCGAGUUGCUGUUCUCAAGACUGGUCUCGGUGUUUGGCUUUGCAAUCUUGUAAAAUAGAUCUGAGUAUACAGAUCUGUUUUUACUGUUACAGAACUUCCUAUAAUCUGGAUGUUUCUAUUAAAACAUGCCUUGCUUUAAAAAGAAAAAAAA
Anas platyrhynchos (mallard) is the source of this 2272-nucleotide messenger RNA. NCBI's taxonomy places the organism in Eukaryota, Metazoa, Chordata, Aves, Anseriformes, Anatidae. The record is from RefSeq and is a predicted model, not a curated record.